Molecule: messenger RNA, 3223 nt
Organism: Girardinichthys multiradiatus
Lineage: Eukaryota; Metazoa; Chordata; Actinopteri; Cyprinodontiformes; Goodeidae
Gene: firrm
Product: chromosome 9 C1orf112 homolog
Exons: 25
Coding region: 338-3103 (921 amino acids)
Source: RefSeq, a predicted model, not a curated record
GUCAUAUCCGAUUUAGCCACAGUCUGUUUGUCCAAAAUAAACAGUUAACACUUUUUACUUUGAAGUUUUUGGGGUUUUUUUCUAUAACUUUGCGGCUUUUUGUGUACAAAGAAAACGUGCAACGUCAGGAGAAACCGGAAGACAGUAGCUCAAGCUCAAUCUAUGCCCGGACAAAAAGAUUCAGCCCCGUGUUCGGGAAGAGUCAACCCCUCACCAGUUUACAGUCCCUCAAAGGAAAAGCUGAUAAAUCCGAAUCAUAUGCAGUGACUCCCGCUCUCAGCGAGGCUCCUAAAAUCCCCGUCCGGUGUUGACUAACACCGGUGGAUUUUCUUUCAUCAUGUCCCAGACCAACACAUCUCUGCUGGACGAGGUGGUGCACUGGAGUCAAGAAACCUGUCGCCGGGAGCUGAAGUCUGUCCUGCCAAAACUUACAUCUUUGCAUUAUGAGGCAGAUAGUUGGGAUGAUCAUCUACGUAUACUGAAGAUAAUCACAGAGAUGUUCUUGCCACAUAUUGGUUUAUCAGAGCUGGAAGAGGAGUGUUUUUCCAUGAUCCUACCAAAGGUAGUAACAAUGUUCAACAGGAUGAUGAAAGAAAUCAUGAAUCAUGUUGGUGAACUUUCAAGUCAAAACACCGAACUGUGUGCUUUUCUAAGGAAUAUUCUGCAGGCAAUGAUGCAGGUGAUCGAUGCGCUUUCCCUUUGUGUGCGCCAUGCUGGCUCAUUUGAAGAAGGUCCUUGUUUGGAUGCUAUCCGUUCGCUGCCGACUUGCAUCCUUAAAGUCCUGAGAGAAACAUUUCAGCACUGCAAGGAUAGUGAGAUGGUUUACUGCGGCCGUCUGUCUCUGGUGGCCGAUCUGCUGCAAGGACUCUUCAAGGAGGCCUAUUCCCUGCAAAAGGGUCUACUGGAGGUCCUGGAUAGGAUCUCUCUGGACAGCAGCGCCUCAGAUGAGGAGGUUUCUGACAUUGUUACAGUGAUUCACAGCCUUUUGGAUAUCUGCUCCAUUAUUUCCAACCUAGAUAUUGCACUGCAUGCAAACACAUGGAAGUUCCUCAUCAAACAGAGCCUGAAGUACCAGUCGUUGGUGGAGGAACAUCUGCAACAUGGCGACAUCAUCAAAAACCUGUCUGACAACCUACUGGCUUCCUUCCACAGCAGUGUGGACAUGGCUGAACAGAUUAGGCAGGCAGGUUUACAGGAGGCUGUUCAGAGUCCAGAGUACAAACUUUUCCAGAAAACUGCAAAGAUGUGCAGAUUCUUUGCUAACUCUUUGGUCCACUACAUAAAGGAAUUUAAAUAUUUUCUGACAAAAAAAUCCAGCUGCUUUCACCAACUCUACCUCCAGAUCAUCAGUAAGUUCCCUCCAAGUUUGUGUGCUCCAUCGCUGCCCACAGCUCUAGCCGGGGAGCUAAAUGCAUCAGCUCUGGUUCCGAUGGAUACUUUCCUGCUCCAGCUGUUACCUCUAAGGCCCUUUGCUGAAGUCGUGCUGCAGCCAGACAUAUGGUUGAGUCCUGAACAUGAACUUCCUCAUCUUCUCCUGCUGGUGAACAUUCUGGGACAGCUUCUCAGCCAGUCAGAGGAAGUGAUGCAGCUUUGGUACCCUGGAAAUCAGUUCCCAGAAGAUACACCGAGGCUUCCUCUCUAUGAGGCUAUCUUUAUUGGCUUCCGACGAUGCUAUACUGAGCGUAAAGUACCAGUGCUAUUGCCAGGGGUGAUGCUGAAGGGUCAGGCCCAGGCCGAUGUCACUCUGCACCAACACAUCUGUGUUCAGCUCUGUGCCAGUGUGGCUGUGCUCCCUCCAGUCUACUUUCCUGUACUGGAACGUUGUUUGGUUGACGCUGUUCUGCAGGCAGAUACUCCAACAGCUUUAUUGGCAGCAGAUGUGUGGUGCUUUACAGCACGAUAUGGGACAGCAGAACUUUGCCUACAUCAUGUCCUCCUUCUUGCACAGAUGGUGAAAGCCUGCAGCACUGAGAGUUACCAGUUGUUCCACCUGGGAUUGCUACUGAAACGCAUGGUUUUCCUUAUGACCCCAAGCCACCAGUUGGAGUUUGUGGCAAAGUUCCCACCAUCAAAUGUGGAAAAUCUCCCGGUGUGGCAUCACGUCCUCCUCAGAGCUCUUUCUCAGGAUGUGCGUCGCCGUGUGGAGACAGAAAUCAUUGGUCUGAUGCAAAGGGUUCUAAAGGAGUGGCAGGAUGGAGGAUACAAACUGGGACAAGUGGACAAAGUGAACACAGCGCUGGGGUCCGUCCUCGCUGCGCUUCGAGGGCAGUCUUCUCCUGAGGAACCAUGUUUGUUGUCUGCAGUGAGGAUGACCACACAGCUGUGGUCACGAAUGAGUCCCAGUCAGUUGCAGACCCACCCGGUGCUCCAGCAUACUUUAACGCUGCUCCUGUCAGCAACAACUGUUGUUGUAAAGAGCAUCAAGCUCGAAACCAUUUCUCAGGCUCUGCUGUGUCUAGAAGCUGUGGUCUCUCAGAAAUGUCCAGACCAUUUACUGCUGGCUGCUCUGGAGUUUCUCUCCUCCCUGGGAAAGAUCUUUUUUCCUCCAGACAGUCAGAGUCAGGUUCGUCCUAGAUUGAGCAGCCUGUUUGGAGUCCUUCUGGCUGACAAGUCCUGGCUGCUACAUCAGCACGCCCUAGAGGCAUUUUCUUACUUUGCAGAGAAUACAAACCAUGAAGAGGUCAUUUCCCAGAGUUUGUGUGUGGAAGAAACAAAGACCAGAGUGGUCAAUUACCUUAGCAAGACAAUGAACUCACAAGAAGAUGUGGGGUCACGGCUGCAAAGGCUGAAACAGGAGAAAUCAGUGAUCGAGCAACACAACGAGAAGCUGGAGAGCAAAAAAAGCGUCUCAGAUAAGCAGGCUGCUGAAUCCGAAGCCAUCACAGACUCUGAGCCAAGCCCAAAGAGAGCUCGACAGGAGACAAAUGCAGAGGAGGAAUACGACCGCCACAUCCAGGCAGCUCAGAGCUCAUUAAAAGCCCUUCAAGCUCUCGUACAGAAUGAAAACAACCCAACAGCAUCACUUCCAUUGUGGCUGGAAGCCAAACUUCAGGAACUGCUGACCCUCAUAACAGAAAUUACUUCAGUCAGACACAUAACCUAGCAUUUUUAACUUAUUUAAAAAAAAGACCGUUCUUGUACAAUGAAUUGGAUCGGUGUCAUUUUGAAUUUAUUUUGCCCCUAAUGUUUUUGAUACUGGUUAUUAAAUGUACAAAAAAACUGA